Molecule: messenger RNA, 327 nt
Organism: Pipistrellus nathusii (Nathusius's pipistrelle)
Lineage: Eukaryota; Metazoa; Chordata; Mammalia; Chiroptera; Vespertilionidae
Source: the annotation of a GenBank genome assembly
AUGGUAACAGGCAAACUAUCCCCUUUGUACAUCCUCCUGACAUCGGCCCAGAGCAUAAAAAGUGGCCCCUGUGAGACAUUGGGUGGGCUGCAUAGGAGUUGUGUUGUUUUCUUUAAAUAUAUUUUUAUUGGCUUUAGAGAGGAAAAGAGAGGGAAAGAAACAUCAGUGAUGAGAAUCAUUGGCUGCCUCCUACAUGCCCCCUUCCUGGGGACUGAGCCCACAACCUGGGCAUGUACCCUUGAUCAGAAUCGAAUCCAGGACUCUUCAGUCUGCAGGCUGACCCUCUAUCCACUGAGCCAGACAGCUAGGGCCAUAGGAGUUUUUUGA